UCUAUCUUGUCGAUAGCUAUUUGUCCUGAUUCUGCACUUACAUUACGGUUUUUCAGGGGUUUUCAGUGUUUACAAUGAGCAUUACCGAAAUACAAUUUUGUUGGGAUGAUUGCAAAUGAUAAGUGUAGUGUGGCUGUGUUCUAUGUGCAAUCUUAUAACAGUAAUCCUCUAGUGUGAUAAUUGUUCAGUAAGAUGUUAAGCAGAUUUUCCGAUGUCCUGCAAUCAGCAGCAGACGUCUUGGCGCCUCCAGCCACCCGCUUGGAGGACUUUGAAUAUCACUGGAAGAUGAUAAUAAACUUCUACCAGAACUAUGACGACAAUAGCAAAGGACACAUAGAAGAUACCAGAAUUCCACAUCACUUACACCAAAUGUUACAGUUAAUAGUAGAUGAAGAAAAAGAGCAGCAAGGUGGUACCGUCGGCCCUUGUUUAGAGGCGAUAGUUCAGCGCUCCAUCUCACUACUGGACGCCCUGGCGGCGUUGGCGGCGUCGGACCGACCACCGGGCGCUCGGGCACUGGCGUUGGGAGCUGCGUCAGCGUUGCUGCGCCGAACGCGACAGCCCUGCGUUAACAGCGUUCAUGUCUACAGGCCUUUACAACGUAUGCUCAUACAAUGCAACGAAAGCCCCGCUUCCCCAACCGAAAAGGAAGAGGUCGAAUUACUCCUAACGCUCUGCGGCCUAGUACGUAAAGAGCCCGGCUUAGCUAACAUCUUCACAACCCCAUUCGUCGAAGACAAAUCCAGCUUACUCAGUACACCAGAGGACAUACAGAAGUUGAUACCAAUUAAAAGUAAAGUUCAAACGCCAAAGAAGAAUCCUUUAUUCGAAGUGGAAUUACCGCCGAAUCCUUUAAGAAACGUCUCUAUAAUAAGAACGACGGGGGACUGUAAUAGCAGUUGUUCGGCGGACGACAACGCGUCGUGCAAGAGCCAUAAGACCGUGUAUGACGACAAUGACAAGUUUCUACUGAUCGAUCUGUUGCUGUCGUAUUUGAAUAGUGCUGACAACCAAGUAGUCCUAAGAGCGUGUGAAGGCAUCAUGAUAGUGUCGUCCCUCCCUGACGAUGAUAUCGCCAACCUAGUGACGACCUGUAGUCCCGCUUGUGAACUAAUUAUCGAUAAAUUGGCCGACAAAUAUAAGGCCAUACCGGCCAAUGUUGACCCUAACGACAUCGACCACUUGAACAUCACGUGGGCGUAUGUAGCACAGGACUUCGGUGACAAGGAUUACAACAAAUUCCACGGCUACAGAGAACUUACGAGCUUCUUCUCCUGGCUCGACUACUGUGAUACUCUAAUGAAGGAAUGCCACCCCACGAUAUCAGCGCACCUCUCCCGAACGUUCCGACAGAACUUUCUAGAAGGGGCCGCGGAAGCGGGGCUCUCUGACGCACUUCGAGCUCUACGGGUCACCGCCGUGCUCAGCAAGUGCCUUAAGCUGGUCGACUCCACGGACCUCGCCCUAGAGUUCUCCAACUGGCUAGUGGGCGACGGUGAGCUCUCAGAAUGGCCGCUCCUGCACACGCUCAUUACGAACUGUCUCACCGACAACCACGACCUCACGUUGGAGACACUGAGGUUCUUUGAGACAAUUGUAGAGAAAGGCACCGAGCACAGCAUCCACAGACUAGUGUUGUCCCGCGUGUGCUCUCGCGGCUACGUGGCGCCACCCCCUCCCGACGACGACGAGCGAGACAGACUCAACGACGUGUCGCUGUGGCGGGAGCGAGAGAGGAACAGGGAAGCGAUGAAGCAGCUGCAGCACGAGGACCACGUGAACGAGCAGAUCAGCGACAUCCUGCAGCACGAGGGGCUGCAGCCCGAGCCCCAGGACUCCGAGAACAUACACAGGGUUAUCAAUAGCUUCCUGCUGCUGCUGCCGCGCGCCAUCUUGUCGGAUCCGGUGGGCGCCGACUAUGAGCAUUACAUACACGAUGCGCAUAGGCAUUAUCAGUACUGGCUGGACGUAACCUCCACGUUCAACUGGCCGACAGACGCCUACGCCGACAACACGGCUUCCUCCACCCACAGCUACGACAGCCGCCCCGAGGCGGACUUACACCUCGACGACGUCUUCCAACACAAGGACGCCUGUCACAAGUGCGAACAAAACGAAUGCUUCAGCCAAAGACUCGUACUAAGAAGCCAAGAUUUAAACACAAACGAAGAUGAAGAUUUCGACGAAGGACCAUUCUUUAGAAUGCUAUUUAAACUACUUGCAAACAUGCCCAACCAACCCUACCAGCUAAAUCUACACCUCACAUCAAUAAUAUCUAAGCUAGCUUUACUGCCCCACCCGAAUUUACACGAAUACUUACUCAAUCCGAUGUUACAUACUUCGAAAAAGACAGUCACUUUGUUUAAAACCCUGCAAGAGUUGGCCAAGCGGCUGACCAUGGAGAUACCGAGAUUGAGGAAUUAUAAGAAGGUGAUUGAGAAUACGAGGCUGCAUUUGAUGAGUGAGGAUCCUAUAUUUGAUGAAAGCUGCGACCACAACCAACUGGUGGAAAGUCUAAUAGUCCUAGAAGAGUUCUGCAAGGAGCUUGCCGCUAUCGCCUUCGUGAAAUACCAGCACGCUCACCUCAACAGAUAAGACUACGUAAACACCUGAGGGCCUACCGCGAACCACGUUUAUUGACGUGUUACCUCUCUGUCGCACUUGUAAAUUCGUACGUAAGUGUGACAGGGAGGCAACACGUCGAACGUGGUUCGCGGUAAGCCCUCUGCUCCUAUCGUCACGGAACCACGGACCAAAGGGCAAAUGUUCGGCGUUUUUUUGUCAAUAUCCUCAACUAGGGAUAUCGAAAUCGAUUAUUCGAAUAUAGAUUUCGGAGUCGGAGGGGUUAAAAUAAUUUAGCUGAUAAAUGAAACAUAAAGUUAAAUGUUGUAUGACAAUCCAUUCGAUUAAUCAAAUAAUUUAUAUGAAAAACUAUCGAUUAAACGAAGGACUGCUAAAUCCUUGUAUGAUUUUACAACUGGAGACGCCUUGUCUGUAAUUUUCUGUACAAAACAGUCUGCCGAUUUUUGCGUGGGAGGGGCUCGUCAAAUGUAUGUCAGAUAAACAACAGUCCAUACAAUACGUAUGACCAUUAGCCGAGGUUCUCGACAGAGGGGUAAGCUCUUAAAGACACCUCUAGUUGUUAAAUCGAUCAGCAGACAACCGAUUGUCAAACCAUUGAAUUGCAUCCCUAUUUCCAACAGCGAAUGUUGUUUUGAGACACUGCGUCAACUUUUUAUGUAACUAUAAUUAAUGCCGAUCUUGAGUUUACAUGGAUCCAAGUUAUUGCGCAUUGUUUUAUAAUAUUGGUGAGUAGGUAUUAAAGACGCUAAAACGCUUUCGUUUACGUUCGAAUAUUCGCCCUAAAACUGGUAGAGUAAGGAUGGCUUUGCUUGUUUUAUUCAAAUAUAAAAUAUUUACAGUUUAUACCUUAUGUAACUGUCAUUAGAGCUGUGUUCACUAUAAUUAUGGAUUGUUUUCUGACUGACAACUGUAUGAAAAGUUGUAGGUAAUAUAUUGGAUUAUACGCGCGUGGUUUAAAUACUCUGCAAACUUAUUGUUAUUCGAAUAAAAGUGUUAAAGAGAAGAAUGAAAGUCACGUAUGUGGCAGACAAUAAAUUAUCUGUCUCUUUCUCUCUUACAUAUGUCAGUAAGAGAUGAAUAAUAUAUUGAGAGAUACCUAAACAAAAGUGAAUUGGACCUACCGACUGCGCCAAUUACGUUUGUUGGUUUUUUCUAAGUAUGUUUUAUGGUAUUUAUUUUAAUAAAUAAGUCAUUUAGUCUUAAUAAAGUUAUGCUUUAAUUACGCUUAUUCAUUAUUUAAUUUCUAACUAUGCAAUAUGUUUUAGUUUUGUUUACUAGUCUUAUAGGUAGUUAUUUACAAUUGUGUACGGUUAGCACUUUAAAUGAACAUUCGGUGUUUCAUUAUUGAAACUUACCUACAUAUAUUUAAUUUCGUCGCAUUUUUACUUGUGUAACAUUUUAUAGGGAGCGUGCAUGAACUGUAGGAGGCAGCACAGGAGCCGUCAGAUUUUUGUCGCGAGGCGUAAAUGUGAUGUUUUUUGUUCCGAUGUAGCCCACAAGAUGGCAGAACCUACUAUGCACAAGAAAACACGUGACGUGUACAUGUGCAUGUUUAUGGUUCCGAUUCAGGCCACAAGAUGGCAGAUCCUCCAUACAUGACUAGUGCAAUUUAAAUUAUUUCUGUAAUUUGCCUAAUAAAAAUUGAAACGGAACAUUUUUAUUUAUAAUAAAACUUUUUGUAGAGCAUUGUUAUUUACUUAUUUAGUUCUUUGGAUAAUGGAGCACAAUCUCUUGAUAUCCGACAAAAAUAAUAUAUUGGACUCGCAAGUAAAGUUUCGAUGGUAUUUCCCGUACAGUCAAGGUAUUAAAUAUCGAUACGUAUACACGACCUUAUUGCCUAUAUAUUAAUCCCUUGUAAUAAAAAAUAUCUGUUGAAAUUUGAACAUUAACAGAUGUCAAUAGAGUUGAAUAUCAUAUCAGCCAUAUAUAACUUCGUAUGCGGUAAGGGGUUAAAGUAGUGUAUACAUAUUUUUGGCAUUUUGUCCGUAUCGAUAUUUAAUACCUUGACUGUACAAACAGCAAUACUCAACUGUCCAUCGGUCGACCUUAUGCCUUUUGUAAUAAGGUCCACCGAUGGACAGUUAACAGUGUGGACGAUGGUACAAAAUAAAUCUUAUCAACAAGCAUUUAUUCGAACUUAAUGGAUAAAACAAAUUUUGAGAAAUACAUAAAUAAAAAAUAAAAAACAUUAAAUCAAGUAAUUUAAAUGAUAACUUUUCUAUAUUAUUCUGUUCAUUUAAAUAGAAAUGUAUAAAAAGUUAAUCGCAAAUUAUGUACCUACUUAUCUUGUCAGAAUGUAUUCUUUAGUCUUACUUAUUUAUUACAUUCCCUAUUUACUAUUACAUUAUAGGGUAAACUACCUUCAUCCUCAUUUUAAGACAUUAAUGGGAAAUCAAAUGUGUCCCGCCGAGUUUCUGGACGGUCCCGGCUUGGGAUACCCUCCUCCAAUUUAAAUCUCGGGCAGAGGUUAGCCGGUGUAGCUUUAUUUGACGUUCAUAAGCGCAUUGGAAUUUGCCUACUUGAAAAGUUACCUUCAUCGUUACUUUUAUCAUACCAAGUAGGUAAAAACAGGUCAUCAGUGUCUGUAAUGUUAGAUUCAAACACAAAGAUAGUUCACUCUAUAAAAUAAGUUACGUGAUAUUUCGAUGCACAACAUUGUUACCCGUUUCGCCUGUUGAAUAAAACUUAUUGAAAAUUA
Molecule: messenger RNA, 5281 nt
Organism: Cydia pomonella (codling moth)
Lineage: Eukaryota; Metazoa; Arthropoda; Insecta; Lepidoptera; Tortricidae
Product: FHF complex subunit HOOK interacting protein 2A-like
Exons: 13
Coding region: 193-2595 (800 amino acids)
Source: RefSeq, a predicted model, not a curated record